This is a messenger RNA of Orycteropus afer afer, 1461 nucleotides long. RefSeq names its product T-box transcription factor 21 (gene TBX21). Gene Ontology annotation, cellular component: nucleus. Gene Ontology annotation, biological process: lymphocyte migration; positive regulation of DNA-templated transcription; cell fate specification. The annotation marks the transcript as partial. NCBI's taxonomy places the organism in Eukaryota, Metazoa, Chordata, Mammalia, Tubulidentata, Orycteropodidae. The transcript is spliced from 6 exons. The record is from RefSeq and is a predicted model, not a curated record. Gene Ontology annotation, molecular function: RNA polymerase II cis-regulatory region sequence-specific DNA binding; DNA-binding transcription factor activity, RNA polymerase II-specific.
GGGGCCGGCAGCCUAGGGGCUCCCUACGCUGGGGGCGCCCUGGUGCCCGGUCCUCCGGGCCGCUUCCUGGGAACCUACGCCUACCCGGCCCGACCCCAAGCUGCCGGCUUCCCUGGCGCGGCCGAGCCCUUCCCGCCUUCCGCGGGCGCCGAGGGCUACCAGCCUGGGGAUGGCUACGCGGCCCCGGAUCCGCGAGUCGGCCUCUACUCCGGGCCGCGCUCGGACUAUGCGGCGCCCGCCGGCCUCGAGGUGUCUGGGAAGCUGCGCGUUGCGCUCAACAACCACCUGUUGUGGUCCAAGUUCAACCAGCACCAGACGGAGAUGAUCAUCACCAAGCAGGGCCGGAGGAUGUUCCCAUUCCUGUCAUUUACCGUGGCCGGGCUGGAGCCCACCAGCCAUUACCGGAUGUUCGUGGACGUGGUUUUGGUGGACCAGCACCACUGGCGGUAUCAGAGUGGCAAGUGGGUGCAGUGCGGAAAGGCUGAGGGCAGCAUGCCAGGAAACCGCCUGUAUGUUCACCCCGAUUCCCCAAACACUGGAGCCCACUGGAUGCGCCAGGAAGUUUCAUUUGGGAAACUGAAGCUCACAAACAACAAGGGGGCCUCCAACAAUGUGACCCAGAUGAUCGUGCUCCAGUCACUGCACAAGUACCAGCCCCGGCUGCACAUCGUGGAGGUGAAUGAUGGUGAGCCCGAGGCAGCCUGCAGCGCGUCCAACACCCAUGUCUUUACUUUCCAAGAAACCCAGUUUAUCGCUGUGACCGCCUAUCAGAAUGCUGAGAUUACUCAGCUGAAAAUCGAUAAUAACCCAUUUGCCAAAGGAUUCCGGGAGAACUUUGAAUCCAUGUAUGCAUCUGUUGACACCAGCGUCCCCUCCCCGCCUGGACCCAACUGUCAAUUGCUUGCGGGAGAUCACUACUCUCCUCUCCUACCCAACCAGUAUCCUGUCCCCAGCCGUUUCUACCCCGACCUUCCUGGCCAGGCCAAGGACAUGGUUCCCCAGCCUUAUUGGCUGGGGGCCCCCCGGGACCACAGCUAUGAGGCCGAGUUCCGAGCAGUCAGCAUGAAGCCAGCAUUCCUGCCCUCCGCCCCUGGGCCCAACUUGUCCUACUACCGAAGCCAGGAGGUCCUGGCACCUGGUGCUGCCUGGCCCGUGGCUCCCCAGUAUCCCCCCAAGAUGGGCCCGGCCAGCUGGUUCCGCCCCAUGCGAACUCUACCCAUGGAACCUGGUCCCGGCACCUUGGAGGGCCAGGGCCCAGAGGACCAGGGCUCCCCCUCAAUGUGGACUGAGAUCACCUCCAUUCGGCCAGAAUCCAGUGACUCAGGACUGGGCGAAGGAGACUGUAAGAGGAGACGUGUGUCCCCUUACCCUUCCAGUGGUGACAGCUCUUCUCCUGCUGGGGCCCCUUCUCCUUUUGAUAAGGAAGCUGAAGGCCAGUUUUAUAACUAUUUUCCCAACUGA